UGAUUUCAGUAGUGUAGAAGAGUGAGUCAAUCUAGCUGCUUGAAUCACAAAAGCAUUGGCAUAUAUAUAUAUUGUCAAAAUGGAUAUUGUAGGAUUAGUGAAAAAGUCGUAUGCCGACUACGGUACUAUGCUGAAAGAUUCCUGGUACACCAUAAACACGGAAGAUUUAAAUUUUUAUUGGGCAAUUAAGCUGUUCGUCGCUAUACUCACCAUAUGUACAACCUAUUAUACCUGGCGGAAAAAGCAUAUCAAAAAACUCGAAGAAAAGGCCCAGCUGGCCAAUCAGUACGCCUCCCAUAUGCGCUUCCGUAAACGCGACAAGAUGCUGUUCUACGGUCGUCGAAUGUUGCGCAAGGUGCGGUCUAUUUCGGGACAAGCGUACGGUGGUCAGGGUCGAAAGCGUAAAGCUGUAAUGCGAUUUGCCAAGCGACUCUUGCUGCGUAAAGAUGUGACCCCAACACAAUUGCUGGUGAUUGAACCACCGGCAGAAUAUCUAGAAGUAGCCACAGAUGGUAAUGAUCGCGUGCCACCGGAUGCACUCUAUAUGUUGCAGUCCAUUCGCAUCUUUGGACACUUUGAGAAGCCCGUCUUUUUGAAGCUUUGCAAACAUACAGAGAUCAUCAAUCUUAUCGCCGGUGAAAGUCUCAUCAAGGUUGGCGAUCCGGACGAUAGCGUAUUUAUUGUACAAACGGGACAGGUGAACGUCUUUCUCAACAAUCCGGAUGGAAGCUCUAUAACGCUGAAAGUUGUACGCCAAGGCGAGUCGGUGACUUCGCUGUUGAGCUUCAUAGAUGUGCUGGUGGGCAACGCUAGCCAGUAUAAAACUGUCACCGCACGUGCUAUGGAAUACUCUCAGGUGAUUCGAUUACCAAUGUUUGCCUUUCAGCAGGUGUUUAGCGAAUGUCCCGACCUACUGGUACGAGUGAUUCAAGUGAUAAUGGUUCGUUUGCAGCGUGUAACCAUUACCGCCCUACACAACUACCUUGGCUUGAGCACGGAAUAUAUUCAGUGUUCAUCACAAAGGAAAAAAAUCCCUGUUCCUCCAUUGAAAAGCAGCCCUGGUCAUCGUCGAGUGCCUUCCGAUCAGGUGCAUCCUGUGCCACAUUCCCUCGUAGGUGAAAUAAAACCCGACAUGUUGGUAGAUUUGUCGGGAUCAGGCGAUGCGGCACAUAGCCUGGCACGUCGCACUUCUACCCUACCGAUCGAACCCGUCGACCAAGCAGUACUAAAGGCCAUCGCAGUUGAUGGUUUCAUGCAAGAGCUUGAUUUGCACGACACGCACAGGGGCACCAUCGAGGAAAACAUACUAAUCAAAGAGGUCUCUCCGGGCACAACGCUUGUACAUCAAGGCAUAUUAGAUGAUGUGAUGUUGAUUUUUGUUAUCGCCGGAGGUUUGACCCUUACACAGUGUCCACAGACGGGUAUAAUCGCGCAGGACACAAAUAAAGGUAUGGGAGAUAAAACGGAUAAUCACACCGUCACCAUUUAUUCCGGCGACGUUGUGGGAGGAUUGGCGGUUCUGACUGGUGAAUGCAGUCUUUACACCAUCAGAGCAAAGCACAACUCACGCGUCGGAUUGCUGAGUAAGGAUGUUAUUUACAAGAUAAUGCGAGAGCGUCCUGCCGUAGUUCUCGAUAUAGCUAACAGUGUUGUAAAACGUCUAUCGCCAUUGGUACGCCAAUGUGACUUUGCACUCGAUUGGAAUUUCAUCGAAUCAGGACGUGCCGUGUAUCGCCAGGAAGAAACAAGUGACUCAACUUAUAUUGUUUUGAAUGGACGCCUUCGUUCUGUUACGACGCAUGCCAACGGUAAAAAGGAAAUUGUUGGUGAAUACGGCAAAGGCGAUCUCAUAGGUAUAAUCGAAAUGAUAACCGAAACGCCUCGCACUACGACGGUGAUGGCAGUGCGCGAUUCCGAGCUAGCCAAGCUACCAGAGGGCUUGUUCAAUGCGAUAAAAUUCAAGUAUCCGAUCGUAGUUACGCAGCUUAUCAGCCUGCUAAGCCACCGCAUACUCGGUUCGAUGAGGUCACGUCCUAUUUCGACUAGCUCGUUCACAUCUGUGUCAUUCGACACCAACCAACAAAUCCAACAUCGCUACUCAACGGUGGCAAUCGUUGCAGUCAGCGAUGAUGUGCCGAUGUCGCCGUUCACGUACGAGCUGUACCACUCGCUCAGCACAAUCGGUUCGACGGUGCGGCUCACGUCCGAAAUCGUGCGAAAAGCCCUUGGCUCGUCCAUUAUGGAACCGCCGAAUGAGUACAGAUUGACCAGCUGGCUCGGUCAGCAGGAAGACCGGCACAACAUCACCCUGUACCAGUGCGACAACUCAUUUGGUCCAUGGACGCAACGAUGCCUCCGGCAGGCAGACGUUAUCCUUAUUGUCGGCUUCGGCGAUCGGUCACCGGUGAUGGGCAAGCUAGAGAAAGAAAUCGAUCGGCUGGCGAUACGAACGGCCAAAGAGCUGGUGUUGCUGCAUUCGGAGGAUAACGACGCUGCGCCGUCGAACACGAUCAGCUGGUUGAACAUGCGCGCCUGGGUAUCGCGGCAUCACCAUAUACAGUGUCCAAAGCGAAUGUUCACGCGUCGCAGUCAGAAUAAAAUUUCUGAGCUUUACGAGCGGAUAAUGAAGAACGAACCGUACAUUCAUUGUGAUUUCUCCCGACUGGCCCGAUGGCUCACCGGUAACUCGGUUGGACUGGUGCUCGGCGGCGGAGGUGCCCGAGGUGCGGCCCAUGUGGGAAUGCUUAAAGCUAUCCAAGAAGCCGGCAUUCCCAUCGACAUGGUGGGUGGCGUGAGCAUCGGUGCAUUCAUGGGAGCUCUAUGGUGCAUGGAGAAAAACAUAACCACCAUGACACAGAAAGCCCGAGAGUGGUGCACGAAAAUGACACAAUGGAGCCGACAGUUGCGUGAUUUAACAUACCCAAUAACGUCUAUGUUUUCUGGACGUCAUUUCAACCAGACUAUUCGUGGAACGUUUGGCGACAUUUGCAUCGAGGAUUUGUGGAUCCCGUACUUCACACUGACCACCGAUAUCUCAGCCAGCUGUGCGCGCGUGCACACUCAUGGUUCGACGUGGCGUUAUGUUCGUUCCUCGAUGUCGCUGAGUGGAUACAUGCCUCCGUUGUGUGACCCAACAGAUGGGCACCUACUGCUGGAUGGUGGGUACGUCAAUAACCUCCCAGGAGAUCUGUGGCGUUAUGCGCGUGCCAGUAUGUCAGUAGCCGGUAUAUUUCCUCCUAUCUGUGAUACUCGAGAUGGCCAUCUGCUGUUAGAUGGUUGCUAUACUAAUAACGUGCCAGCCGAUGUAAUGCGUGCUCAGGGAGCGGCCCAUAUCAUAGCAAUAGACGUUGGAUCGCAGGAUGAUACGGAUUUGACAGAUUACGGCGACGACCUGUCUGGUUGGUGGUUGUUAUACAAGCGCUGGAAUCCGUUUACCUCACCGGUGAAGGUGCCGAACCUGCCCGAUAUUCAAUCGCGCCUUGCCUAUGUAUCAUGUGUUCGUCAGUUGGAGGAAGUGAAAAAGAGUGACUAUUGCGAGUACAUUCGCCCCCCUAUUGACAAAUACAAAACGCUGGCGUUUGGUAGCUUUGAUGAGAUAAAAAAUGUAGGGUACGAGCAUGGAAAGGUUUAUUUCCAGAACAUGGCAGAAAAUGGUCGCCUAACACGCUUCAACCAGUGGUCUGUACACUCAAUUCCCAAAAAGGCAACCCAUUCCUUAAACGAGUACUCCUUUGUGGAUCUGGCACAAAUUGUUUGCAAAGUUCCAGAAACACACCCCGAGCGUGGUUAUUCAUCUAGCGAAGACGACUACUAUGACGGGUAUGCAUCGGAGCCAUCGAGCAUGCCUUUGAAGAAGGGAUACAAUAUGCCGCUGAUGCGUUCUGCCGGUUCUCUUUCCUUAUCUGAUAAUGAUAUGGACUCUGAUGAGCUUGAAAUUCCUAGGCCCUUCAAACCGCUCCAAGGAACCCGUAAUAUGUCAGGAGAUAAAAAACAAUAAUAAUAUGUGUUUUUUUAAAUAGUGAUAGACUUGCCAAAAUUUGGAAAACAAUUGCUGCUUUAACUAGCAGUAGUUGCUCGAAUUAGUUUGCUAUACAUAAAUAGACUGUUUUUUUCUCAAUACAUAAUUUUGCAUUCGAUUCCUAAUAUGGAAUUUAGAACAAGCGCAAACGCACGGAUGUACUGAAAGCCUUACUAUUUACUUGAGGCCUUGACUCAUUUUUUUUUCAAAAAAAAAUUUACGAUGUUAUGUAGAAAUGAAGUUUCUUUUAUUUCCCCCCAAAGAUAAUUUAAUCGUAAUUGUCUGCAAUUGUUUCCUUGAAUAAAGCAGUGUAGGCACCUUUUAAGGGGUACACAUUUCCUAUAUAUA
Molecule: messenger RNA, 4366 nt
Organism: Anopheles nili
Lineage: Eukaryota; Metazoa; Arthropoda; Insecta; Diptera; Culicidae
Gene: sws
Product: neuropathy target esterase sws
Exons: 15
Coding region: 80-3997 (1305 amino acids)
Biological process (GO): phosphatidylcholine metabolic process
Cellular component (GO): endoplasmic reticulum
Molecular function (GO): phosphatidylcholine lysophospholipase A1 activity
Source: RefSeq, a predicted model, not a curated record